CCCGCCAUGGACUUCGACCUGGAGGAGCGGCUGCGGCAGAGCAACAACCGCUUCAUUGCUUCUUUGAACAGCAUCGUGGAGCGGUAUAAUCAUCCUUUUGAAGAUGAUGUACUUAUUUCCAUGGCGACUCUCACUUACGAUACACCUGAAGGGAAAAAAAAAUGGGGGAAAGUAUCAACCAAGAAGCGUAAAAAAUCAAAGAAGAAAGGAAUUAAGCGUAAUAGAGGAAUUCAAAGGAAUGAAGAAAUGUCAAAGCAACAGACCAGUGAUUUUGAAAAUGGACAGUCAACAGCACGUCAGGAGUCUCCUGAGAGCUCUCAUGUGGAUACAUCUGGCAUAGAUGAAGGAAGCGAUGAUGAUAUAGUUUCUUUAAGAAGAAAAUUUGAAGACGUUCACUUCCAGCUUGAAACAAAUCUAAGUAAUAUGUUUGGGUUGGUCAGUGUCAAUGAACUGUGUUUUAACUACUUUUUUUUCCUCCCCUCUAAGAAUCUAUAUGUAGAUAAUGAGAAAAUUCAAAAUAAAAGAAAACUUAAAGUGGAUGUGAUAGUACAAGAUGAUACUAGAAAAAUUCCCGAGUGGAUUACGGUAACAUAUUUCUCCUUUUCUGUUCUAACUUCACCAGCGCAAGAACUAAUUGGCAACCAAGCCAAUGUUUGCAGAAAGAAAGAGUUGUCAAGUGAAUGUUCAUCUAGACAUCUACAGUUACAACUUUCUGAUAUUCCUAUUUCACCAGAUACUAUAAUCGUACCCCAGCAUCGACCUUCUCCAGAACAGAAUAAAAAUUGCUAUGAUAGUACCUUGGAAGAAUACCAGCCUGCACAUGAGGAAUGCUCUUGGAGCAAUAUAACUCUUGCAGACUUGUAUCCACAAAUGGUAGGGAUAUUUACAAAGCGUAUGACCAAACACUCUCAGAGAAGACACUCAAAAUGCAUGCUUGGACACUUAAGGCACAAAAAGUGGUAUUCUAGAAGACCAGAGCUCUGUGUCACUGUACACAAAAUCAGAGGGUUCAGACCUAUUAAACUGAAGCAAUCACUAUCUAGCAUAUGCAGCAGAAGUGAAAACAUCCAGAAUCAAACUUCUGAAAAUGAGAACAGAGAACUUUCUGAUGACGAGUGUUCCAUUAAUAAUUUCUCUGGUCUGGUACCUUAUUCUUACGUUGAUACAAGUGAAGACGAUAUGGACAACGAUGACUCGAGUUUAGAAUGUUAUUUGGUAUCUGGAAAAGGCCAGAAAGUCUCCAAACAGACUGGUUUUUCUGAUGUCAUGGCUGGAAUGGGAAAGAAACUUCUAGAUGAAGAUGAACUACAGAGUACUGUCUCACUGAAGAAUUCAAAGUGCAAAGAAAGUGAAAAAUUGUCUUACAAAUUUUUCCCAGAAUCCUGUUCUAUAAUAUCUACUGGCAGUUCAGGGUCAACAGCUCUUCAUCUGGUAAAAGAGAGUAAAACUCAAAAAUUUUACUUUCCUCAUGGUGAUACCUCAGAGUUGUAUUCAUCUACUUGCAGUUCCUAUGGCAAUAGUAACACUCUCACACCUGUCGCAAGCUCUUCUCUUGCAAGAGCAUCAAACACUUUGCCCAUAAAUCCCCAAAAAAACAUUUCUGAAAGAGGAAUUUCUUUUCAGCACAAACACUCAUUUUCCUCAUUGUCUAUGAAGCAGAGUCCUUCAAAGAUGCCCCCAAAAGACAAAGAUGCAUUUGAAAAACUCUACUACAAACUGUGUUCUGAAGAAAUCCAAAAGCCUUUGAUAUUGACAAGACUUCUUUCAAAUUCACAGAACCUUGAAGAGAAAGGAAGACUGGUGAAGAGUAAUUUAAUUGAUUAUGUGAGGUCCAGUACACAGUGUGAUAGAGAAUUUGACAGGAUCUAUGAGCAAUUGUGUAGUGAGGCUGUUCCAGAACUUCCUGGGUUUAGAUCUUUAAAGAAACACAAAGGAAUACAGAUGUCUGAAACUGUAAAUGCUCUUGUUAGCUCACCUGUUCAAAGUUUAUCUGCAUUUCCCAGAGUUAAAAGACAAAGAAAUAAUCAAAAUGAUCUUCUUUGUUCACCAGUAAAGAGACUGAGAAAUAUACCAGAGCGUUAUUUUCCUUCAACAAAAUGUCAGCAGAUUUCUCAAAGAAAAAACUUUAAUCUUCAGAUGGUUGACAUGGAUUUUUUGAGCAUAUACAAUGACAGUAGCCCUGGCUUUUUUGACAGUCACAACAUUCAAAGUCAGGAUGCUGGAUUUCAUCCUCCUUCAGAUAAAACUUCUCUCGGAAUUCCUGGUACUUCCCUACGAGAAUCUGGGAUCACAGAUGCCCACUCUAGCUGGCCAAGGGCAAUGAAGAGUGACAGCUGUCCUGGAAGUGCACAAACGUGUCGCCAAAGGACAUGCAGAAAACUAUGCUAUACUGAUGGGAAGGACUAAAAUCAGAGCAAGGAUGACUUCCUGGCCAAAACUCACCUAUGAACAUUCAUGGACUGUUGCAGAGAAAAUGUUGUUUUAUAAAGUUUGAGUUUGUUUUGGUUUUUCUUUCCAAAAAUCAAGGACUGAUUAGUCCUGACUUAUACUUCCCUGUAAUGUAAAUCUUCAGGAACUGGUUCUUACUCCUCUGCUUUCAUGAGGUGUAUUGUAGUGAAUCAGACUUCUUUCUAUGGCUGAGCUUAAAUCAGCUAUUUAGUAGUGUUUAUAAUAACAGAAUGUGCUCUCUGCUAAUAAGCUUUGAUUGUUAGUAACAAGAUAAGUAACAAACUCUUUCAUGCUUCAUAGAUCUCAGUACUAGAUGAGUGCAGUACUAAAUUAGGCUGGAUGAUACAAAUGUGGUGUUGUAUGCUAUGACUUAUAAUACCCUUGCUAUGCAAUUGUAAUGUUAAAUUUUUGAAGUUGUUCACCAAAAGUGAUUGUUCAACAAAAUGUUAUAAGUUAUAAUAGGUUUGAUAGUUCUAUUGUGUUUUGACAAAAAUACUACCUCAA
Molecule: messenger RNA, 2952 nt
Organism: Athene cunicularia (burrowing owl)
Lineage: Eukaryota; Metazoa; Chordata; Aves; Strigiformes; Strigidae
Gene: HJURP
Product: Holliday junction recognition protein
Exons: 13
Coding region: 7-2406 (799 amino acids)
Biological process (GO): CENP-A containing chromatin assembly
Cellular component (GO): chromosome, centromeric region
Molecular function (GO): histone binding
Source: RefSeq, a predicted model, not a curated record